AUGACAAUUGUAUCUAUCACUAUUUUAUCCACUGCUUUAAUAUUCUGUGAAUGUUGUGAUUUCAAUAUUAGUCCAAUACAUGGAGAAAGAUACAUCAGCCCAGUUGUAGCCGUUGUCAGUGCAGUUGGACCACAACAAUGUGUCCGUGAGUGUUUGGUGAGAAAUACUUGGUGUAACGGUGUCAAUUACAACCUCAGUGGCUUCGUUUGUGAGAUAAUGACAGACAUUAAUGAAACAGAAUUAAAAUCGGAUUUCUUCAGAAUUGAGCGAAAUCAGAUGACGGUCCAAAAUGUUGGAUGUCUCUCCUGUUUUUCAUUAGAAAAAUGUGUCAAACUGUCUAGCAAUAAAACGUGUUGUGUCAAAGAUGACUUUGAUCCAAAGGACUGCACGACAAUACAUGAAGUAUUAUCACAUGAACCGAGUGGAUUAUACAGAAUUAAAAUCCCAGCCCUAGGUCACGUGAUUGUAUUUUGUGAAAUGGAGGCUGAUGGAGGAGGAUGGACGGUCUUCCAACGUCGAAUGGACGGAUCUGAAGAUUUCUACAGAACCUGGGCGGAAUAUAGGAGCGGAUUUGGAAACUUGACAGCUGAAUUUUGGUUAGGUAAUGACAAACUGUACCAUCUACUAAGUCAAGGAUUAUACGAGUUGAGGGUGGAUAUGAGUGAUUUCGACAAUCAGACACGUUAUGUUAAAUUCAGCAGUAUAUCUCUUGGAAACGAAGAAUCAAAGUAUACCAUCACUUUAUCUGGUUUCUCCGGGAACGUCGGUGAUUCCCUCACUUAUAUAAACAACAGGAAAUUUUCAACAAAGGAUCAGGAUAAUGAUAUGAGUGAGGGUAGCUGUUCAGUGGGGUACAAAGGGGGGUGGUGGUAUGGAAAUUGUCAUUUUACUAAUCCUAAUGGACUGUACCUUGGGGGCGUCACAUCCAUCAACGCCCAGGGCAUUACCUACAGCCAAUGGCUAGGGCAGUCUUACUCGCUGAAACAUAUUCAAUUUAUGGUGAGAAGAGUCGACUGAAAGACGUCCGUUUAUACGAAGCCAAAGAAUGGCCAAUUUUAUCAAAUGAAAAAAAAAUGCCUUAAAGUAAAUGGUUGAUUCAUUUGUUUACUGUUUGAAUCAAUAAAAAAAGAGGAAUUGCAAAAAAAGAAACAUAUCUAAAUAUUUAGUUUACU
Messenger RNA from Saccostrea echinata, 1172 nucleotides. RefSeq names its product ficolin-2-like. The coding region runs from base 1 to 1017 and encodes 338 amino acids. The transcript has 6 exons. NCBI's taxonomy places the organism in Eukaryota, Metazoa, Mollusca, Bivalvia, Ostreida, Ostreidae. The record is from RefSeq and is a predicted model, not a curated record.